ACUAAGUUUACUAUUAGAAAUGUAGGCUAAUUGUGGGUCUCAACUGUAAUACUUAUCACCCAGAAUUAGCUAUUGUUGUUGAAAGCACAGCCGCCACCUUCGAAAUCGAUGUAUUGAGGUGCUGAUAGGCAGUAUAAGUGACCGCAUAGGCGUGGAAGUAGUGACGGAAGGCAUCGGUCAUAAUCGGCUUCACCAUUUCUCAGCGUAUUAGUCACAGUAACUGGGGUUCAAAGCAAAACAAAUUAGAUUUGCAUAUUAUUGUUGGAAAUCAAUAAUAAUUAAAUACUAUGUCCAUGGAUGUGGAUGCGGAGAAAGCCAAGCAGGCACCAGCAUUCGAUGAUGUCGAUUUUAGCAGCGGCUUCGAGACGCAAUACCUUCAGGAAUAUCGCCCUUCGAAGGUGGUGCGCCCGGCACCGCCCGAUCCAAGUUUGGCUUGGUAUCGAGAUACUGCAACGGUGAUGGUGGUCUGCUUUCUCUUCGUGGUACUCAUGGCUGGCUCAGUGGCGCUGAUUCAUUCGAUUUUCUCCGCUGAUCCCACAACCAUAGUCCUACUAUUGUUGGGAUAUUUUGUCUUGGCGCUCAUUUUCAUUUGGUUCGAAGUGUUCAGCAAGAAUUUGCGUUGAGUAUAAAAUUAUUGAAAUUGUUAUUGAUUAUAGAAUUGUUACGUGAAAAAACUAUGCAGUGCUAAAUUGUGUAAAUACCAAAUAUAAGUGUA
Molecule: messenger RNA, 715 nt
Organism: Bactrocera latifrons
Lineage: Eukaryota; Metazoa; Arthropoda; Insecta; Diptera; Tephritidae
Exons: 1
Coding region: 288-623 (111 amino acids)
Source: RefSeq, a predicted model, not a curated record